AACGAGGCGAUUCUUACUACAGCGCACUAUUUACAGCAAGUGGACUAAUAAUUUUGUGCGUAUGUGGUUUGACACUAGUAGGCAAGGUGACUGGUGUAACAUUCCAUAUUACUAACCUGUUAUUCUUAUAGGUCCAUGUGUUUAAUAGUUUGCGUUUAAUCUAGGUUUACUUUUACCUCAUCUUUAGAAAAUCUAAAUUAUUGUAUUGUUUAGUUGUAUUGUUUUAUAUUGGUCUAAUCUGUUCCGCGUUGUCUCUAUGGACCUUGGUGUCUUGAUUAAAGUUGAUUUAAUUAUUGACUUAAAAGUUGUUUAAUAAAAGUUCAUUGAUGACAACACUGGCAAAAGUUGCAAGCUGAUACAAAUAUAACUGUUAUCCAGAAAAAAAUGAAACCAUUUGUAUUUAGGCUAAUGUUUUCCCAGCUUCUAUAACUCUUUAAAUGUCCUUGGUUAUGGGGUAAAUGGAUUUUGCAUAUUUUUGAAAGGCGCUGUGCCAUCGAAUGUGCUAAAAGUAGCGGCUUGUGCGCGAUGGAGAGAUGACGUCACUUAAUUUUAAUAACGUUGCUGCCUUUUUUUUGUAGAUUAUGCGUAGAACUUAUUUUUAUGUACUUGUAAUGGCUGUUGAAGAAUAGAAACACAAUAAAGACAGAUUUUUAGAUCAAAUGGUACUGUUUUAUUUGAAUAAGGGCAAUUAACUGUGGCACAUUUUCAGCUGAAGCAGACUGAGGUAUGAGUUAUUAUGUUGUCAUUUUACAACCUGUUUAUGACAGUUUCAGAAGUACAAUUACAAUUGUGUUAUUAAAAUUUUUGUUGUUUUGUGAUUUUUUUUUAAUAAACAAUACUUCAUAUUAAAUUUUAAAACCCAUAAACAUUUCAUAUAGCCUUUUGUAGCCAUACAGAAAUUGAAUUACAUAAAUAAAUCUACUAAUAAUCCAUCCACCCCAUAGUGUCAUUUCCCUCUAAAUCUGCUUGAAACGAUCGGUUGCACGCACACGUGACCGUAUCUUAGCAACCGGAUGCGUGGGGUAACUAAAGUGGGUAGGUAACAAGUUACGUUAACAUAGACAUUAAUUUAACAAGACAGUCAUAUUUGCUAGACUGUCGAAUAUCAUUGCGCACCUCUUGACUUAUUUCUUCACUUCAACCUCCUUUGGCAAAGGUAAAUAAUUUGCAAAGAGACAAAUAUAAUUAGCCUAGCUAACACACGAUCAGUUGGUUGUCCAAGCAAGUGCUUCAUUAGGAGUCGAUUGCAACGAGAAAUGUCUGAAGUGAAUGAAGAAGAUGAACAGGAAAGCACGAUUGAAAAUCAAAUGAAGAAAGAAUUACUAGAGGACAAAGAAGAACGAACACUGGAGGCUGAAAAAGGAGAAACUAUUCUUGGAGUGAAAACUGUGGAUUCGCAAGUUUACACGGCCACAUCAUUGCCUGUCAUUCCUAAGGAGACCAGAACCAAAUCUCACCCUUUGGUCCUUCAUUGGGCAUAUGGGAUUAACCCAACUUUACCUGUCCUCAGCCUGCAGGACGAAGACAGGCUUGUCAUCCUCUAUGUUUGUGCUCAUGUUGCUCUCAUGUAUGAUCACACUUCCAAUACUCAGCAUCUGUUACAAGGCCACUGCAGUCCAAUCACCUGUUUGUGUGCUAGUGAGGACAGACGUUGGCUUGUGACAGCUGACAUGGGCCAAGAGAGUCUUGUUAUCAUAUGGGACUCAUACACAGGAAUUCCUGUGCGCACAUUGUUUGAUUGUCAUCCCGAGGGUGGAGUUUCUGCCUUGGCAUUAUCAAAAGAUUCAAAAUAUCUGGCAACUGUUGGAGCUGGAACAGUUCAGCAAGUGUGUAUUUGGGAUUGGACAGAUGAAAGCGAUAGUCCUCAAUGUCAAGUUGACAUCAGCCCAACACAUGGUUGUCAGAAUCAAAUCAGUUUUGAUCCAUUUGACAGCACACAAUUGCUCAGUAACAGCACAAGUCACGUUCUCUUCUACAAAUGGGAAAGGGAUUGUCUGGAAUACUCGGCUCCGGAAAUUUCUGACAAGACAUUUAAAGGGGUGUUAGGCUCCCUGAGCCAGUCCAUCUUUCACUCCGAUGGCGUGCGGGCUUUAACAGCCACCUCAAAAGGGCAUAUCAUUUUUUGGGACAAGCAGAGUGAGUCUGUCUCUUGUAUAAGGAAAGCCACCAAAAUCAUCCCUCUCCAGAACAAAGGAAUUACUGUACUGGCAAUGAUUGACAGUUUUAUAGUAACUGGUGAUGUGAAUGGCCACAUCAAAUUCUAUGAUGAAAAUCUCAAGAUCAUCAGCUUGUACAGUGAAUUUAAUUUGGAUCCUAUUACAUCCAUCUCCUUUUCUAAAGAAAUACCCUCCACUAGCAGCCUAAAUUAUAAGGAAGACUGCUCAGUGAAUGCCAAAUCAUUUGUUAUAAGAAAUUUUGUGCUUUGUACAACCCAUUCAACUGUAGUACAUGUGAAUGUACAGAAAAAUGCUCUACAAACUCUUUUGAAGGAACAUGCAGAACGUCUGGAAGCAGUCGCCUGCCACCCCAAACAACCAUUAGUAGCUAUGGGCAGCCACAGUGGCACUGUUAAGGUUUGGGAUUAUGAGCGUAAAGAGGCUGUCUGCAGCCAAGUCUUUCAGCCCCAUAAGGAGAUCCAGUGUAUUACAUAUGAUCCACAAGGUUUUUAUUUGGCAGUGGGAUUUGGCAGUGGGGCUUUGCAGAUUCUUGAUGCCUGUACCCUUCAGAGUGAUGGUGAACAGUUUUUGCAGUACAGUCAGGAUGGAAUAACCCAUCUCACCUUCUCCCAGGACUCACUUUAUCUGGCAGCUGCGGACACUGGAAAGGCUGUGACAUUGCUUCGCCGGUACAAGCAGGGAACCAAAGAGAUUUGGAAGUACCAGGGAAGACACCACUCUCAUUACAAACCUAUUCAGGACCUGCUGUUUGGAGUGGAUUUAGAUAGCAAUCAGCCUCGUCUUUUCUCCCUUGGAAUGGAUUGCAAGUUGGUGGAGUAUGAUCUUCUGAACAGUGGGGAAAAUGACUUGGUGAUUUUGAGUUCUGAUCGGAUCGAGCAGAGUGGUGUGCCCACCUGCAUGGCGUGGUAUCCUCAGCUGACGCCUGAGCACUUCCUCCUUACAGCUUCCAAUCUGUAUAAGAUGAAGCUCUUUAAUGCUACCUCGAAAAUGUGCAGAAAAACACUCCUUGGUCCUUCCUAUGGUUCUCCAGUAAAAAAGAUGUCCAUACUACCUGCAUCUCAGGAUGGAGACCCUAAUUCUCGUUACAUGGCAUAUAUUACACAAGACAAGAUUGGGAUUCAGAUUCUGCCUCUGGAUGGAAACCCCUACAAGUCAUUUGCAAGUAUCUGUCACUCAACAGGUGUCUCUGCCAUGGCCUGCUCUUAUGAUGGAAGAUUUGCUUUCACUGCAGGAGGACCAGACUGCACAGUUUUUUCGUGGGAGCUGAAUUUAUCAUCACUGGAGGCUUCAGCUGCUCUAGGGGGUAAAGACAUGGUUCCCUUUUACAAUAUUCUGGAGGGAGGGAGAGAUGGACAGCUUUUCAAGGAAAUGGAGGAAUAUUUUUACUAUUGUCAAUUACGGAACCAGGACCUUAACACAAUGGAAAAACGGCUUGUGUCAACACGCGUCCCCCUAUCUGACAUACCCUUCCUAAUGAGAGUGCUUAGCUUUUAUCCCACAGAGCAGGAGCUGGAGGACAUGCAGAACGAAGUGAAGUUCAGCCGCUACGCUGAGACCAGAAAUUAUGUGACAGACAUUGACCUGGAGGACUUCAUUAAGCUCUAUGUCAACCACCAGCCUGCCUCUGGCAUUUCAAGACAGGAGCUAUGCAAUGCCUUCCAGGUGCUUGGAAGGCCAGAUGAGGGGGGCAGAUAUACCAUUGCCAGAGAUGAACUGCUGGAGUUACUACAGGCUAGAGGUGAACAUAUGACAGAAGAUGAGUUGGCUGAAUGCUUUACUAGUCUUCUUGGUUUUAGCUCAGAAGGUUGCACAGAUGCAUCCGAAUCGCUGUUGGAGAAUGUGCUACCCUCCGAAAUCAAUAUGGAGACAUAUGCUACAGAUAUCCUGGGCUUUUCUACUGCUAGCCAAGAGCUUCCACAAGAUGAUACAUAAUAAU
Paramisgurnus dabryanus is the source of this 4113-nucleotide messenger RNA. RefSeq names its product cilia and flagella associated protein 251 (gene cfap251). Gene Ontology annotation, cellular component: sperm flagellum. The record is from RefSeq and is a predicted model, not a curated record. Lineage: Eukaryota; Metazoa; Chordata; Actinopteri; Cypriniformes; Cobitidae. Gene Ontology annotation, molecular function: protein binding.